UUGGUGAUAUUUGUGAUAUUCUUUAUUUAUUUGGAAUUGAUAUCUGUGAGGUAAAUUUAACUCUGGGACGUUUUUCAGACAAGGCCCAGCCCAUGAACCUCCCUCCACCCCAAAACAGACUAUCAAAAUAUUCGAUUUAGAUUUACGGACUACCGGGCAUUGAAACCCCGACCCUGGCCAAUGUUUAGGAGUUCUAAUUAUAAUGUAAUUAAUUAAGAAUUUAAUUCUUUUAGAAGGAAAUUAAAAACAAAUUAAUGGAAACUUCAACACCUUUAAUUGGUAAUUCUCUACAUUCUAGACAUUCACUAUUUUUAACUGGACAUGUAUUUAAUAGUUAUCAUAGUGAAACUCAGAUUAUUAGAUAUAUGAAAAGACUUGAAAACAAAGAUCUCUCACUUGUCCAUUCAAUGAUUCCCCUCGGUUCUUGUACAAUGAAAUUAAAUGCAAGUUGUGAAUUAAUUCCUAUAAGUUGGCCAAAAUUAGCUAAUAUUCACCCUUUUGUACCUACAGAACAAGCAAAAGGAUAUUCUAAAAUUUUUAAUGAUUUGGAACGUUGGUUGUGUGAACUUACUGGUUAUGAUAAAUUUUCUUUACAGCCAAAUAGUGGAGCUAAUGGUGAAUAUGCUGGUAUGUUGGCAAUUCGUGGUUAUUUCCAUUCUAAAGGGGAAAGCCAAAGAAAUAUUUGUUUGAUCCCUGUAUCUGCCCAUGGAACUAACCCAGCUACUGCACACAUGGCUAAUUUUAAAGUUGUUCCAGUUGAAUCAGAUAAACAUGGAAAUAUUAAUUUUAAAGAUCUCUCUGAUAAAUGUGAAUAUUUUUCUAAUGAAUUAGCAUGUGCAAUGAUUACAUAUCCAUCAACUCAUGGAGUUUUUGAAUCACAAAUUAAAGAAGUUUGUAACAAAAUACACGAAAAUGGAGGUCAAGUUUAUUUAGACGGUGCUAAUUUUAAUGCCCAGGCAUGCCUUUGCAGACCUGGAGAUUAUGGAAGUGAUAUUUCCCAUUUUAAUUUACACAAAACUUUUUGUAUACCUCAUGGUGGUGGAGGACCAGGAAUGGGACCAAUUGGAGUGUAUGUAGAUAUUUUUAGAAAAUAAAUGGAAAUAUGGGGAGAGAUGAGUAUUUAGAUAACUGAAAACAUUAAUUAUUUUAGGGGGAAAAUUUUACGUGAAAAUUUUUUAAUUUGAGUUAAUAAUUUUAAACAAACAGUUAACCCAAUAAUUAAAUAUUGAAUGGGUACAGUCAUUUUUUAAUAAAUUUGGGGAAAAAGGACUGGUCCUAAGUUCAAGACUUUUGUUCCAAAGACUUUCUUGGGGAUUUUCUUUCAUGGGCUUGUGCUUUCUCUUGGACUUAGGGUCCAGCCUGAGUCUUGUAAAUUUUCAGUCUUUAACAUUUUUAGAAUUUAUCCACAAAAUAUUUCCAAGUUUCCUUCUAAAUCAAAAAAUUUUUCCAACAGAUUUAAAUAAUUUAU
Messenger RNA from Meloidogyne enterolobii, 1468 nucleotides. NCBI's taxonomy places the organism in Eukaryota, Metazoa, Nematoda, Chromadorea, Rhabditida, Meloidogynidae. The record is from the annotation of a GenBank genome assembly.